Vespa velutina is the source of this 2356-nucleotide messenger RNA. It is a transcript of the gene mav, whose product is annotated as suppressor protein SRP40-like. The record is from RefSeq and is a predicted model, not a curated record. Gene Ontology annotation, cellular component: extracellular region. Gene Ontology annotation, molecular function: cytokine activity; growth factor activity. The coding region runs from base 382 to 1677 and encodes 431 amino acids. NCBI's taxonomy places the organism in Eukaryota, Metazoa, Arthropoda, Insecta, Hymenoptera, Vespidae. The transcript has a single exon. Gene Ontology annotation, biological process: BMP signaling pathway; SMAD protein signal transduction.
UAAUAAUAAUAAUAAUAAUGAUAAUGAUAAUGAUAAUGAUAAUAAUAAUAACAAUAAUAAUUUUGUUUAAAUAUAUAUCUUUUUUUUUUUUAUUUAAACAACGAUAACAUUGGCUUUCCUCUUAUAAAUUUAAAUUUCAAACGUAAAUAUCUAAACGCGUUCGACUAUGACGGAUCAAAUAGUCUGACUCGAUAAAAUGAUUCCCCGGGCUAGUAAUAGUUUCCAUUAAUGAUUUUCCAUUUUCCAAUGACGUAAUAACAUUCUUUCUCGAUAGCGAUCUUUAAACAUACACAUCAGAGAGAGAGAGAGAGAGAGAGAGAGAGAGAGAGAGAGAGAGAGAGAGAGAGAGAGAGAGAGAGAGAGAGACAUACACAAAGACAAAUGUUUCUGUUUCCUGUUGCAGAGCAUUCUGGAAAUAGGACGAGACGAGAGACGAUGAAAUCAGAAUCGGAAUCAGAAUCAGAAGCGGAAGAAGAAGAAGAAGAAGUAGGAGAAGAAGAAGAAGAAGAAGAAGGAAAUGAGGCAGAAGAAGACGAAGACAAAAUAGAAAAAAAAGAAGAAAAAAAAGAAAAAGAAAAGGAUAAAGAUAGUGAGAUAUUGCAGAGAUUGUUUUUCCCAUUGGAAAUACCCAAGGAUAUCAACGAAGAAUAUUCCACGAUCGAUCAUGUAUCCCUGAGGUUUUUAUUAACGGGAGAACAUCGAGAUAAUGAUAAAAAUAACAACGAUUUGGAAAUUGUCGUUUACCUAUUAAACGAACAAUUGAUAACAUCGUCAUCAUCAUCAUCAUCAUCAUCAUCAUCAGCAUCGUCAUCAUCAUUAUCGUCGUCGUCGUCGUCGUCGUCGUCGUCGUCGUCGUCGUCGCCGUCGUCGUCGCCGUCGUCGUCGUCGUUAUCAUCAGCAGCAGCAACUUCGUCGUCGGUAUCGUCGUCAUCGUCAUCGUCAAUCUCAACAAGAACAAAAACAAGAACAACAAGAUCAACAAGAACAACAACAACAACGAGGAGUAGAAAUAGUCCGCAAGUUCGAAAAAAAAUUCGGUUGGACGAUCCACGUGAUUCAAAAUGGUUAGAAUUAGAUGUGACCGAUAUUACGAUUAAUUCUUUCUUAGAUGAACCUAAUAUCCUUCAAUUUGAAAUACAAUUUUUACAAAAUGGCAAAACUAAUCACCGUAACAUCGAUACACCCGUUUUAAAUCUUUUCACAACAUCUUACGAAACAACUGAUAAUAAUAAUAAUAAUAAUAAUAAUAAUAAUAAUAAUAAUAAUAAUAAUAUUAAUAUUAAUAAUAGAAGAAGAAAACGUGGAGCACCGGAACAAUUGUUAUCCCUUCACAAGGGCCGAAGGACCGAGUGUAGGGGUGAUAAUAAAAAAUGUUGCAGACACGAAAUGACAGUUAUAUUCAAGGAUUUAAAGGGUUUUGAAUUUAUCGUCCAACCGAAAACAUUCGAUGCGGGUUAUUGUAAAGGACGUUGUCCACCAAGGUAUAAUCCUGCCCAUCAUCAUGCCCUUUUACAGAGUCUGAUAUGGAAGGAAGACAGAAGGAAAGCACCGAGGCCAUGUUGCGCGCCGAGCAAACUCGCCGAACUCGAAAUACUUUAUUUCGACGAGAAAGAUUCCACCAGCUUGAAGGUCUCUAAUUGGAAGAACAUGCGUGUAUUGGAGUGCGCUUGUUCGUAGAAAGGAGACCUUCGAAAGAGAUAAAAAAAAAGAGAGAGAGAGAGAGAGAUGGUCUUAAACCAAUCCAGGAGUCAUUUAGGACUCACCAAAGAAUCGUCCGAAUAACGUAUAGUUCGUCUCUGUCAGGUGGUCUUUUUUUUUUUUAUACCCCUUUCCUCCUCAACUCCCCCUACCCAUUUUCAUUUUUUUUUUUUUUUUAUUUUAUUUUCAUUUUCAUUUUAUUUAAAUUUCUUUUUCUUUUUUUUUUUUUUUUUUUUUUUUUUUAAUGUCGACACUUCAUCCUCCUUUCGUUAAUUCCGAUCUCUUAUAUCUAUUUUGUAUAAAAGGAGAAAAAAAAACGAAAAAAAAAAAAAUCACUAAUGGCAUAUAAUACUUCCCUAUCGAUCUUCCCUUUUCGUUCGAUAUUUAUUAUUAGAACGACGAUAUAAGUACAUAAGAGAUAAGAUUAGAAAAUUAGAGAUCUAAUUUAGCGGCGGAAAGGGUGAGGAAAGGGAAAUAAAAAAAAAAAAAAAAGAAAAAAGAAAGGCCACUUAAAAGAAAAUCCAGAAGAAGACCCCCCUCCCCCUUUGACUCCCUCUCGGUAGUAGCGGGUCUCACAUUGACUGUGAUACUAAGAUAUCUGCUUGUCAUUGUUCAUUAUAGUUGUUAAUAUUAAUUGUAUUUUUUUUUUUUUUUUUUU